Dunckerocampus dactyliophorus (ringed pipefish) is the source of this 2534-nucleotide messenger RNA. Its product is annotated as alpha-tectorin-like. Lineage: Eukaryota; Metazoa; Chordata; Actinopteri; Syngnathiformes; Syngnathidae. The record is from RefSeq and is a predicted model, not a curated record. Bases 31 to 2421 code for a protein of 796 amino acids. The transcript is spliced from 18 exons.
GUCUCCGCCAGCUGAUUGCUCGUCUGCAACAUGCUCCUCAUCCUGGUCGUCACAGCUGCAGCCAGCCUGCUGCCAGGUGUGACGGCUCAAUACACUAAUGAAGUGGACAUCACCACGUGUCCUAUUAAGUUCUAUGGAAAGAAUUACACCACACUAUCUGUAAACAUCACUGAUGGACGAGCCGCACUCUGCUUCAACGGCCAGUACGUCAGUGGAAGCCCAAACGACUGCUUAAUGAUUUAUCGAGAACAUGCAAAUCAAGGUAGCAAGGAAAUAGAACAAAAUAGCUCAACAAAUCUAUGGUCGCUGUAUCUGACGAAUCUGGAAGGUUUUAUGGGGAUAUCAACGUGCGCCACAAGAGUGCUCGUGCGCAAUGACAGCAAUGCUGACCUGAUCCAGGUCGAGUUCCGCCAUUUUGGAAAUCAGCAAGCUGUACGUCUGACCUUGAGAGAGACAGGGAGCCCGAGCGAUCAUGCCAUUGCCAUGGUCAACGGAGAGGAAAUAGACCGUUGGAACAUCACAGAUCCAAGUCCAAACUACAGAGACUUGAGUGGCUGCAGAUACGAAGAUGAGUUUUACGCCAGGGACACCAUGACUUGUGACUCACAAGGCACCUUCAUUAAUUGUAACGCAACAGCACACCUUGACGCCAUCCCUCAAAUAAAUGACUACUGUGUGCAAGGUGCCAUCUGCACUGUGACGGGUUCCACCAUCAUUGAUUACUCUCAAAACUCCUCCUCAGUGGACGAUCGCUGUGCCUACACUUUGUACUCCAAUUCAAGUGUCCACAUAGUGACCGUUUUCAAGGAACGUCGUCGUAGCGACAUCAUGUUUUUGGACCGUGUCUUCAUCGAGCUGCUGGACUAUGAUCUUGUCAUUCAACUGGGACCAGGUGUGAAAGUUUUGGUGAACAACACCUAUGUGGACAUCAACAGUGUGUCUGAAGAAGGGUUGGACCUCCACCAGGACCAGACUGGAGUCACAGUCACCAUAUAUCAGUCCAACUACAGCAUUACUGUCUUCUUUAAUGGAGACACUGCUCAGAUCCUCCUAACACAUCCAUGGAUGUUGGCAAGGUCAACUGAAGCUGAAAGAGGCAUAACUGAACACUCAGACGGUCUGUGCUUCAACUCCAGCGUGACUUUAAGUGACGCAAAGUCAUCUGAUUUCAGCUACGAUGGCUGUGAGAUGCAGUACAGCGAGCCAGCUGAUGAGUCCAUCAACUGCACCACAGUAACUCAACAAUGUCACUUCCUGAACGAAUCCUACUUUGAUGACUGUCACGCCGUCAUCGACCCAGAGCCAUAUAUUGCCGCCUGCAACUACACGCUAUGUCAUUAUCCAGAUGUGGAUGGUCUCAGGUGUGAAUUUUUGGAGGCCUAUGCUCACGCAUGCAGCCUGAAGCAGAACCACACAGUGGACGACUGGAGGGUAGAGGCCAACUGCCCUGCCCCUCAGGCCUUCUGUAAUGACACACACUGUGUUGAUCACGAGUUCUGUGCUGACGGCAUCAACGGUCAAAUCAUGUGCUUCUGUCGGGCCAUUUUUGCCUCCGACUUCAGGUCCAACAACACUUUAGGCGAUCCGGUGGUCUGCAUGGACGGCACUGUUUCACUCACUCUGGUCGGUUGUCUCCUGGAGGAAAAAGGUAUCCGAUACACGGACCUGCACCUCAACGACGACUCUUGCAGAGGUCAUAGGGACAUGGACCAUAUGGUGACCUUCAGACUUGAUGAAGUCAACGGUUGUGGGACGGUGGUCACGGCCAACGACAGCGUGGUUCUGUACAAGAACACCAUCACUGGAUUAAACACCUCUGAAAAUGUUGCCAACUUUGACGAAUUCCACUUGAACUUUUCCUGCUAUCAUAACCAGCCGGAUGUCCAGAGUAUAAGCUUCAGAAUCAAAGACAACUCUGUCUUCCAGCAGCUUGUAUCUGGAUCUUGGAAUUACACACUGAAGAUGAGAGCGUACGUGGACGCCCAACACAGACAACCUAUGACGUCAGACACAGAAAUUCAGUUGAACCAGAGGGUGUGGCUGAGGCUGAUGUCCGAAGGCCUGGACGAGAACCUGGUUUCCUUGGUGACCAACUCCUGCUGGGCCACUAACGGCUCAUCUCCCUAUGAAGGUCUGAGAUAUGACCUGAUCUCUAACGGUUGUGCGAGCCCUGUGGAGCCUUCAGUGAACGUGAUGGACAAUGGAGUCGGAGUGUCCAACGGCUUUUCCUUCAAUAUGUUCCACUUCACUGGAGGCCGAUAUGAAGUCUACCUGCACUGCAACCUCGAACUGUGUCCCAACCAGAGUGGAGACUGCCAGCCGAGCUGUGGUGGUCUUGCUAAGAGAAGAAGACGCAGGUCUGCCAGGUCCGAAUAUGUUGAUGAAAGCCCUGCCCUCAUCAGCAUGUCCUGGACCAGUUAGGGUGUUUUCAUUGUGACUCAAUGUGUGUGGACCCUCAAAAUCAUUCCAGACUGUCUUUUAGAAGCUGAUUUAGCUUUCCUAAGAAGCCAUGAGUGAUCAUUGUACAAUUUUCA